Bombus terrestris (buff-tailed bumblebee) is the source of this 3405-nucleotide messenger RNA. RefSeq names its product mesoderm induction early response protein 1. NCBI's taxonomy places the organism in Eukaryota, Metazoa, Arthropoda, Insecta, Hymenoptera, Apidae. Gene Ontology annotation, molecular function: transcription corepressor activity; histone deacetylase binding. Gene Ontology annotation, biological process: negative regulation of transcription by RNA polymerase II. The coding region runs from base 632 to 2587 and encodes 651 amino acids. The transcript is spliced from 5 exons. The record is from RefSeq and is a predicted model, not a curated record. Gene Ontology annotation, cellular component: nucleoplasm.
GAAUUUCCCGCUUUUCAGAAUGAUAUAGAAGCGUAAUGGAACAUUUGAUGAAUAUAAAUAAUGUAUUGUGCAUUUUUCAGUUUGUUUUCUCAAAAUUUGUCAGAGUUCUGUAUGAUUUUUUUUGAUACGGUUGAGACUGUUUUGUCAUCGAUUAAAAAUGUGCCUUAGAAAAAUGUUAGAUAUAUCAUAAAACUUUUGUGUGAAAAAAUUUUUUAUUCUUUGUGAAUAUGUACAUUGUAAUCAAAGAUUCUUAGUGAGGUGUAGUGAAAUUCGGAAUAGUACGGAGUGUCAGAAACAAGAAACUAGAAUACAGUUAAUUUGUAUUAUAUUGUUUGUUAAAAAAAAUGAGUGGUUAUUGUGAAUGUAAAUGUCAGCAUUAAUGUCAUAAAAAUUUAAGGUUAGAUUCGUGUUACAAGUUGCAUAUUACAUUCUCUUAGUAUUAUUUUGUUUAUAUAAUACAAGUGUUUAUAAAUAAAUUAUUGAAACCAGAGAAAAUCUACAACGUAGGUAGCUCAAGAACAUUCUUCUUCAUCAUUUUGAUAGUGUGCAUCGCUCAGUGUAUUACUUUAGAUACAGCCAUCUAACAUCUACGUGAUAUGUUUCAACUUUGGUUACUGCAAAAAGUAUAAUCAUGGCAGAUCGAGAUUAUGAAAUGGGUCCAACUACAGAAAUGAUGGUAAAUGAUUUUGAUGAUGAACGGACUUUAGAUGAAGAAGAAGCUUUAGAAGGUAGUGAAGAUUCUCACAACGAGUUGUCCAACUUACAAAAGGAAGGUGAUAUGCCACUAAAAGACCUACUUGCGAUGUAUGGAUACGGGGACCCAUCUACAGAAAAUUCAAACAGUUCAGACCAAAUGCUAAUCCCAUCUGGAAGCGGCGAUCCAGAAAUUGAAGAACAGUAUUCAGAUAAGGGAGAUAACGACGCGGAUGACGAUGAAGAUGAUGACGAAGCGGAUGCAACUAGUAACGAGCCAGAUCUCAAGCAAUUUUACACAGAGAUGUUGGUAAAAGGAAAAGAUUCAUCAUCGUUGGUGUCAGGAUCGGCGAUGAAAGGAAGUAAUACCAGUGAUGUAGGUACUGGAGACAAUAACAGACGACACAGAAUUCCUGAUGAUGAUGAAGAUGAUGAAGAAGGUGAAGGGGAAGAAUGUUCUAUGAUCGAUGGUUGUAGUAACAAUGAAAAUACAAGGACGACUUCAACAAUGGGUGGCACUACUACUGCCAAAUGUAGUAGCAUAACCGCGCUUGCUAGCUGUACAAACGAUAAUACGGGAGGUGGAGUAGAAGGUAGUGUUAGCAGUGGUAUAGUAGAUGGAGCAGAAGAUGGAAUAGUUAGCGGUGGUAUAGGUAGUGGUACGUCAAGAUUAUUGCGAAGCGUUUCACGACCGCAGAGCGAAGAAGAAGAAGACGAUUGCGAUUAUAGUCCAGACGAAGAAGAAUGGAAGAAGACAAUCAUGGUCGGUAUUAAUUACCAAGCGGCCAUACCAGAAGGUCUCUGUCAUUACGACGAUGCUUUACCUUAUGAGAAUGAGGAUAAAAUGCUGUGGGAUCCCAGCCACGUACCCGAAGAGGAAACUGAAGAGUUUUUAGAACGGGCACAGUUACCAGCCGUAAAAGGUGGUUCUCUGCCGACAGGGUCUCAUAUUAGAGAUGAUGAGCAAGCUUUAUAUCUAUUGUUACAAUGUGGUUACAAUCUUGAAGAGGCAUUAAGAAGACGAAGAAUGAACGUCGUACCGCCGACGGAUGCAGUUAGUCUUUGGUCGGAAGAAGAAUGUCAUAAUUUUGAAUCUGGAUUACGAAGUUACGGAAAAGAUUUUCAUCUUAUACAGAAGAAUAAGGUUCGAACGCGAUCUGUUGGCGAAUUGGUGCAAUUUUAUUAUCUUUGGAAGAAAACGGAACGGCAUGAUAUAUUUACGUAUAAGGCUCGCUUAGAAAAGAAGAAGUAUGCUUUACAUCCUGGUAUCACCAGGGACUAUAUGGACCGAUUUCUGGAAGAACAAGAGGGUGUUCGCGAUCGUAGCAGCUCACCAAAUGUUCAUUGCUUAUUGUAUGGUGAUGCGAAACGGCAAAGGUCAACCGUUAAUGCUCCAAACAAUGACGAAGCAAAAUCGGCGGAACCAUGGGAUGGUACCGUAAUUGAUCCUUUAGCAGAUUCGAAUGGACCAACGCCUGCACCGCCGCCACUCCCUCCUCCACCUCCACCACCACCGGUAUCAACCGCUGUGACUGUAUCGUCCUCAGGUUCUGUUUCAACUACAUUGGCAUCAUCUACAUAUUGUACUACGUCAACUCGUCAUUCCGAAUGUUCACCGUCCGAUUCUAGCUACACUAACCCACAUAUGUGGUCGAAUUUGACGUCUCGAAGUCACUCUACCUCCUCUAUUGUAACGACAAUUACAAUAAAUACGACAACAACUAGCACCGUUCCGAUGGUUACGGCCGUUGGAAUUACAAGUACGGUUACAAGCAGUUCUACCAUCACUUCUCCCGCCUCUAAUAAUUUUUAUCAUUCGAGAGUGACGUCGAGAAGCAACGAUGUACACGAUUCACCAUCGCCAGAGAACAUUUUACCUCAUCUGCCUCCUUAGCGUCGAACACGACUUUCAGGUUUUAAGCCUGGAAGACGUUUUAUGUCUUGGUGCGAUGUGAUCCAUUUAACACUCGCGUUAUCACUAUUGUCGUAACAUAUAAUAUUCGUUAAUAUCAUGAAUUAUAUUUUUGUACUGUAUCGUAUAAAUAUGAUUAUCGAUCGAUAUAACGGAAACAAAGCAAAGAACAAGUUUUUCGCAAAACUAAAAUAAAAUGAUAGCAAAAUAAGUAAAUCGAAAAGAUAAUUAAAUAGGAUAAGUGGCACGUGAACGUGAAUUACUAUAGCUUUUUCCAUUUUCUGCUUUCUACUUUCCGAUAACUACUUCUGAUUCCGUAGAUGAUGUUCGUACAGGAAGAUGAGUUUAAAAUAUUCAAACGUUACAAAUGACAGGAUUGUAUAAAUUGGAUGCAAAAUUUAUGAAAAUAAUUAUACUGUUGUCGUCUAAGCACUAGGGAUGUGCUAGAAUCCCAUAGUCAGGUUGGGCCGCAAAAGUAUUUGGAGACUCGAGAAUAUCGGGAUUCCCGAGAAUUUCGAGAAUGUGGAUUUUAAACAUUUUAGAACUAGCUCUGUUGAUACUAAUGACAAAGUGAGUUCGGGUUCAGAAAAUUCUCAGCAAAUCACGAUAUUCUCGAAAUACUUUCGAGACCUGAUCUGACCCGACCCGAUAUUUUUGGUUCUCGCACAUCUCUACUAAACACGUGUCUAGCUCCUGAUACUACUAAGUGUACAAAAAAAGCGAUCUAUAAGUUUAAUGAAAAUCAAAAUUUCGAUAAUCUUCUAAAAUGGUUAAAUUAAAUGAAAUUUAAUGAAACUGUA